Messenger RNA from Pseudopipra pipra, 1781 nucleotides. It is a transcript of the gene DTNBP1, whose product is annotated as dystrobrevin binding protein 1. Gene Ontology annotation, biological process: platelet dense granule organization; anterograde synaptic vesicle transport; negative regulation of protein kinase activity. The transcript is spliced from 10 exons. Gene Ontology annotation, cellular component: neuron projection; synaptic vesicle membrane; plasma membrane. The coding region runs from base 78 to 1130 and encodes 350 amino acids. The record is from RefSeq and is a predicted model, not a curated record. NCBI's taxonomy places the organism in Eukaryota, Metazoa, Chordata, Aves, Passeriformes, Pipridae.
AGGCGGGCUCGGAGCCGAGCCCCGCCCGCGCCCCUCCCUCCCGGCGCUGGCCUCCGCAGCCGGGGAAGGCCGGCACGAUGCUGGAGACGCUGCGGGAGCGGCUUCUGAGCGUCCAGCAGGACCUCACCGCCGGGUUGAAGACUUUGGGCGACAAAUCCAGAGAUGCAAAAAAAAGGCAGAGAACUAUUCAGUGUUUGCCAGAGUUUUCUGCUGGACUGGAAUUACUCAGCAGAUAUGAAGAUGCGUGGGCUGCCCUUCACAAAGGAGCCAAAGAUUGUGCAAAAGCUGGAGAGCUGGUCGAUAGUGAAGUUGUGAUGCUUUCUGCACACUGGGAGAAGAAAAGAAGCAGUCUGCUGGAACUACAGGAUCAGCUCCAACAAAUACCUGGGUUUUUAGCAGAUCUGGAAUGCCUCACAGCAAGCCUAGCCCAGCUAGAGGCAAACUUUGAGGAAAUGGAGAAUCAUCUGUUGUGUCUUGAGGACCUAUGUGAACAGUGUGAGUUGGAAAGAUACAAGUGUAUGCAGACAUUGCAGCUGGAAAACUACAAGAAAACAAAAAGGAAGGAACUGGAGACCUUCAAAGCUGAACUAGAUGCUGAACAUGCACAGAAGGUUUUGGACAUGGAGCACACCCAGCAGAUGAAGCUAAAGGAACGUCAGAAGUUCUUUGAAGAAGCCUUCCAGCAGGACAUGGAGCAAUACCUUUCUACGGGAUACCUGCAGAUAGCAGAGAGGCGAGAACCGAUUGGAAGUAUGUCUUCCAUGGAAGUGAAUGUGGACAUGCUGGAACAGAUGGACCUAAUGGACAUGUCUGACCAAGAAGCACUUGAUGUCUUUUUAAACUCAGGAGGCGAAGACAAUAAUAUGCUUUCUCCCAUGCUGGGGCCUGACACCAACACCUACGUGAAUGAGAUAAGUCUUCAGGUCCCGAGCCAGUCUGAGUUACGACAAAAACUGUCUUCACUGUCAUCAACCUGCACUGAUUCUGCCAGCCAAGAUGCAAGUGAAGGAGAGUCUCCAGUUGUUCAGUCUGACGAAGAGGAAGUUCAAGUGGACACUGCCCUUGCUGCUGUAACUGAAAGAAAGUGUGCUUCAGAUGCUAGUGAUGAAAGUGACUCUCAAACUAUUUGAAUCUUAAAACCAUAUCCUUUAAGAAUGACUUCUGAAUGAAUGAACAAGUGAAUGAAGAGCUUGCCUGUGUAACAAUUUGCUAACCAAGCAUAACAGCCAGAUCUUUUUACUUAGUAAUACUGCCUUUUUACAAAUUGCCAGUCAUAUGGAGGUUGGUUUUUAAAGAAAAAAAUAUGCCUAAAGCACACACACUUUAACAGUAGUCUUGGGGCUCAGGGGAGCAGUAAAACUGUUGUAUAUACUAUGUAUAAGAGAAUUAAAGGGGAAAGAUAGAAGUUACUUUGACCACUAACCUUUAAAUGGCUGAUUGGAAAUACUUAAGAGUUGAUGUGUAAUACUGAACCCAAAUUGUUCCUUGCAUGUUUUCAGCUGCUGCAACUGAAGAUUUAGGAUCCAAACCAAAAUGGAAAGUUAUUUUCUACUCUUUACUACCUACUGUCUGCCUCCUGCCUUUGUCUACGAAUGCAGCAGUGUUUACUGUUCUCACACUUCCUAUUCAGGACCAACUUAGUUAUUGUAGGUGUUAAGGAAAAAAUAAGAACCUGAAAAGGAGGAGAGAUGCGUAUUGAAAUGUUACACUCCUUGUGGAGCAGGUAUCUUAGCAUUGUGUAAACUCCUCUUUCGAGAUAAAAUAAAGUAUUUCUAUCCCAA